Molecule: messenger RNA, 3299 nt
Organism: Arabidopsis arenosa
Lineage: Eukaryota; Viridiplantae; Streptophyta; Magnoliopsida; Brassicales; Brassicaceae
Source: the annotation of a GenBank genome assembly
AUUUGUCUCGGUAAGAUGCUUCUUUCCGAUUUUUAGCUUCGCUUUAAGCUUGAAUAGAUUGAAAUUGUUCAAACGAAGUGAUAAAUUUUGGUUUCAAAUUGUUUUGUGUUCUAAAGUACUAUUAUUUUGGAGCAAAAGAAAUGGACGGUAGAGGUUGGCCAUGGAAGAGAAAGUCUUCGGACAAAGCCACGACUGAGAAACCAGUUGUUGGAAACGAGUCAACUCCUGUUUGUUCUUUGUCUUACUUAGCUUCUCUGGAGAAUCAGGAGAAGUGUAAAAACACAAACUAUGUUCAGAUAACUAUGGAUUCAUACACACAUAUGAGUAGAAUGGAGGAUCAGGUCAAAUUGUUUGAAGUUGAAGUUAAAGAUCUUAAAGAAAAACUCAAUCUUGCUUACUCUGAGAUUAAGACUAAAGAAUCUUUGAUUCUUCAACAUGCCAAAGUCGCUGAAGAAGCUGUUUCAGGAUGGGAGAAGGCUGAUGCAGAAACUUUAGUUCUAAAACGUCAACUUGAAUCUGUUACACUUUUAAAGCUCACUGCAGAGGAUCGAGCAUCGCAUUUGGAUGAUGCGUUGAAAGAGUGCACGAGGCAGAUAAGGAUUGUGAAAGAUGAGAGUGAUAAGAAGCUGCAGGAUGUGAUUCUUGCUAAGACCACUCAUUGGGACAAGAUCAAAGCCGAGCUUGAAGGAAAGAUCGAUGAGUUGAGCCAAGGACUUCACCGGGCAGCUUCUGACAAUGCAGCACUCACUAGAUCGUUGCAAGAACGAUCUGAGAUGAUUAUAAGGAUUAGUGAGGAGAGGUCUAAAGCUGAAGCUGAUGUGGAAAAGCUGAAGACUAAUCUUCAGUUGGCUGAGAAGGAGAUUAGUUCGCUGAAGUACGAUGUUCACGUUGCUUCAAAAGAAGUUGAGAUCCGCAACGAAGAGAAAAACAUGAGUAUGAAGUCAGCGGAAAACGCAAACAAACAGCAUCUGGAAGGAGUGAAAAAGAUUGCAAAACUUGAAGCAGAGUGUCAAAGGCUUAGAGGGCUUCUACGGAAGAAGCUUCCUGGUCCUGCUGCUAUGGCUCAAAUGAAAAUAGAAGUUGAAAGCUUAGGGCAUGAGUUCACAGACCCUCGAGCACAGAGAAACAUGUCUCAAAAUCACAAUGCACACAUCGCAAAGGCAGAGAUUUCUGAUGAUCAUAAGUUGGAAGAGUGCAAAAGAGAGAAUGUAUAUCUCACAAGACGUACAUUGGAAAUGGAGGAGGAGAUUCAGACACUUAAAGAACAUCUCGCUGCCCGUAACAAUGAACUGCAGGUUUCGAGAAAUGUAUGCGCGAAAACUCUUGGGAAGCUUAAGAUUCUUGAAGGGCAGAUGCAUACGUUUAACAAUGACAAGAGUGCUCCAAAAUCAAAUAGCAGAAAUCUUUCUGAAAGUCCAUCCAGUGGUAAUGAUCAUAACUAUCCGCCUAGUGUCACCUCGGUAUCCGAAGAUGGAUUUGAUGAAGAAGGAAGUUCUUCUGAGUGUUGUCCAGCAACCUCAGCAGAUUCUCAUAAAGUGAGAAAAGUAAGUGUUGAUGGUUCCUCAAAGCCUAAGAUUUCUAGUAGACUGGAGUUAAUGGAUGACUUCCUGGAGAUUGAAAAGUUAGCAGCUAAUGAUCCAGAUGGAGCUAACUCAGCUUCAAAAUCUUCCAACAGUGUCUGCAGUAGUAAAUCUGUGGAAAAACAAUCCACUAGUAAGUCCAGUGAGCAAGAUGAGGAUACAACAACACUUGAUCAGCUGUUAACGGUUCUCCACUCAAGAAUCAACAGGAUAUUUGAAUCUCAAGAGGGCAUUAGCAUUGAGAAAAUAGUUGAAGCCGCAAGAUUUUCGAUCCAAGAGAUGCAAGGAUCAUCACCCAAACAAAUGUUAAGUCAUCUGUUUGAAGUUACUGAUGAAACUCUAGAGAAACAUGUUUUGUCAUCUCAGGAUAUCCAAAACAGCGAAAAGGAGCAGAAGGACACCAAGCAACAAGAUUUGGAAGCAGCUGUUUCCAAUAUUCACCACUUCAUAAAAUCAAAUACAAAGGAAGCAACAAAACUUCAGGACAUGAAUGGGAAUGGACAACUGAGGGAGAGCUUGGAGGAUUUCUCUUCAUCGGUUAGUAAAUAUCCAACCGGUGAAUUAAGCCUUUCUGACCUUGUUCUAGAACUCUCCCGCAUUUCGGUUCUAGCUAGUAAAGAGACUUCUGUUGCAGAGAGCAACAAUAAAGUUACAUUGCUACAAAAAGAGAUUGGAGAGUCAGAUUGUGAUCCACUGAGAGACACAUAUGCUAAGACAGAGGAUCACUGUGUAGAUAACUUGAUCAAUGGUCAUGAGUUGAAUUAUUCAUCAUGCAAGAACUUGUUGGAAGAGAUGGAACAGCUAAAGUUAGAGAAAGAGAACAUUGCAGUAGAAUUAUCAAGAUGUUUUCAGAAUCUUGAAUGUACAAAGGCAGGGUUGGAAGAAAAAAAGCAGCUCAUAUCGAAGCUGAAAUCGCAGCUCACUUCUUCAGAAGAUCUCCAAAGCUUGGCUGAAACUCAGCUUAAAUGCGUUACUGAGUCAUACAAAUCGCUUGAACUUCAUGCCAAAGAUCUUGAAGCUAAAGUGAAAAGCUUAGGAGAAGAGACAGAGAGACUUGAACUGGCUUUCUCCACAGAAAAGCAUGGCCAUGAGGAGACUCUAGCUAAAUGCAGAGACCUUCAAGAAAAAAUGCAAAGGAAUGAGACUUGCAAAAAGUGUUCAUCAUCCAAACUCCAACCUAGUCAGGAGAAAGACAUAGCAUCCGCAACAGAGAAGCUUGCAGCUUGUCAAGAAACAAUUCACUUACUCAGCCAACAGUUACAAUCCUUGCAGCCACAGAGCAACCACAUUCUCAAAUCUCAAUCCCCUGAGAAGAAGCUUCAACAGCACAAAACCUCAGAAGUAACACCAAACUCUGCACUAGAUGAUCUUCCCCAUGCUCAUAUCAUUCAACCAUCUCGUUCUGUUAGACACACGGUGAAUCCAACGGUCCAUGCUAUCAUCAAGUCUAGCUCGGUUUCUUCAUCCUCUAAAGAAGAUAAUGAGAAGCAUACACGAGGAUUAGGCCGUUUCUUCUCCUCUAAACCGAAAAACAAUGGACGUUAAAACGCGAGGAGAUAACACACUCAUUAUCUUCUGGAUCGUUUGAUUUCCCUCUUCCUUCAUGAUAUGUGUAUAUGUUUACAUGCGUUUUGAGUAUGUGAGAAGAGAACAGUUCUAGUGAAGAUCAAUCUUUGUCUUAUUACUUACUCUACACAACAACAAAACCUCACCUUAAAA